This is a messenger RNA of Mustela erminea (ermine), 1624 nucleotides long. RefSeq names its product serpin family B member 9 (gene SERPINB9). The coding region runs from base 115 to 1242 and encodes 375 amino acids. Gene Ontology annotation, molecular function: serine-type endopeptidase inhibitor activity. Gene Ontology annotation, biological process: negative regulation of endopeptidase activity. Gene Ontology annotation, cellular component: cytoplasm. The transcript has 7 exons. Lineage: Eukaryota; Metazoa; Chordata; Mammalia; Carnivora; Mustelidae. The record is from RefSeq and is a predicted model, not a curated record.
GGGUACCAGUCACCGGAGCGGGGACGUGCGGCGCGGCUGUAGAGGUCGGCUUGGGAUCCGGCCGGGAGGGCGGCGGCGGGAGGAGCGGCGCGGUGCCGAAGGCGACCCCACAUAAUGGAUGCUCUUUCUGAAGCAAAUGGCACCUUUGCCAUCCAGCUUUUCAAGAUCCUAUGUCAAGACAACCCUUCACACAACGUGUUUUAUUCUCCUGUGAGCAUCUCCUCUGCCCUCGCCAUGGUCUUCCUGGGGGCAAAAGGAAACACUGCUGCCCAGAUGGCCCAGGCGCUCUCAUUAAGCACAGAGAAAGACAUUCACCAGAAUUUCCAGUCACUUCUUGCUGAAGUGAACAAAUGUGGCACCCAGUACUUGCUCAGAAUAGCCAACAGGCUCUUUGGAGAAAAGACUUGCGAAUUCCUCUCGACCUUUAAGGAAUCCUGUCUUCGGUUCUACCAUGCCGAGCUGGAGCAGCUUCCCUUUGCCAGUGCUGCAGAACAGUCCAGGGAACACAUCAACACUUGGGUCUCCAAAAAGACUGAAGGUAAAAUUCGAGAGGUGCUGCCAGGUAACUCAGUCAGUGCAGACACCAGGCUGGUUCUUGUCAGCGCCAUCUACUUCAAAGGAAGGUGGGAUGAACAGUUCAACAAAAGCUACACAAGGGAAAUGCCUUUUAAAAUAAACCAGAAGGAACAAAGGCCAGUGCUGAUGAUGUUUCAGGAGGCUAUGUUUAAGCUCGCCUAUAUUAAAGAGGUGCAGACCCAGAUCCUGGAGCUUCCCUACGUGGGUAAGGAGCUGAGCAUGAUCGUUCUGCUCCCGGACGAGAACGUGGAUCUAAGCUCGGUGGAAAAAAGUCUCACUUUGGAGAAAUUCAGAGCGUGGACCCAGCCAGAUCGGAUGCAGAGCACAGAGGUGGAAGUUUCCCUUCCGAGAUUUCAGCUGGAAGAGGAUUAUGACAUGGCAUCCAUGCUCCGGGGACUGGGAAUGGUUGAUGCCUUUCAGGAGGGCGCGGCUGACUUCUCGGCCAUGUCAGGAGAGAAAGAUCUGUGUCUGUCCCAGUUCCUGCACAAGAGUUUUGUGGAGGUGAAUGAGGAAGGCUCGGAGGCCGCAGCCGCGUCAGCCAUCGUGGCUGUGGAAUGUUGUAUGGACCCUGGCCCCACGUUCUGCGCCGACCACCCCUUCCUUUUCUUCAUUAGGCACAACGCAGCCAACACUAUUCUUUUCUGUGGCAGGUUUUCCUCUCCAUAAAGGUGAGCAUUUCCCUCUUUCUGUGUCCUCCUGUCCUGCGCCACAGCCCCGGGAAGAUGGGCCCGUGAAGCCCAGUGCAAAGGGGAGGGCAGAUUCCUCCUGCAUCUCUGUCCCGUGCUUGUCCACACCCAGCCGUCCCCAUCCUGACCACUCGUCGGCCCCAAGAUCAUGGGACAAGAGACCUUAAUGAUUCCCUGUAGUAUUUAAAGUACACUCCGAAUCCCAUAGGAUCGAAUGUCAGGUUUCCCUGGAUGGCCCCAGACUUACUCCCCCCUCAUUCCACGUGUAAUUCAUUCUAGUGACACUGUUCUGCCUUGUACCUCAAAUCCUGUUGGCAGACUUGCCUUAGCCUGUUCAGUGGUAAUAAAUGCUGCUAGCUAGA